Messenger RNA from Aureobasidium namibiae CBS 147.97, 1575 nucleotides. RefSeq lists its product as uncharacterized. The transcript is spliced from 3 exons. The record is from RefSeq and is a predicted model, not a curated record. The coding region runs from base 1 to 1575 and encodes 524 amino acids. Lineage: Eukaryota; Fungi; Ascomycota; Dothideomycetes; Dothideales; Saccotheciaceae.
AUGAGAUUCAAUUUCGCGACCGCCGCAGUGCUCGCUCUCGGCGCACAGUCCGUCACCGCCAGCACCUGGUUCAGCAAAGCUGCUUAUAACAAGUGGCAUGAGACUGAGUUGGAGAGAUGGCUCUCUGACCACGAUGUCCCCUACCCCACCCCUGCCGACCGCAAGGACCUCGUCGAUCUGGUCAAGAACAACUGGAACGACAAGCUCGCCCAGCCCUACAACACCUGGGACACCAAGCAGCUCCAGAACUACAUCGCUAGCUCCGGCCAGCAGGUCAAGAAGGGCACUGAGCAGAACAAGGACAGCCUUGUCAGCCAGGUCAAGUCGUACUGGCACGAGACUGCCGACCAAGCCUCGGACGCCUACUCUUCCGUUCAAGAUUGGGUUUUCGACAGCUGGACCGAGUCGCAGCUGAAGUCCUUCCUCGACUACCACAGCAUUCCUAACCCCUCUCCUCGCACCCGCGACUCCCUGCUCCACUCUGCUCGCUCCAACUACCAGUCCGUCGCCAAGAAGGCUGGUGAGACCUCUGCUUACCCCGGCAACUGGCUCUACUCUUCGUGGGCCGACUCUGACCUCAAGGCCUGGCUCGACGAGCGUGGCAUCCCUGUCCCUCAGCCCAGCACUCGCGACAAGCUGAUUGCUUCCCUUCGCCGUAACUCUCGCACCGCCUCCAACCAGGCCGCCAAGGCUGCUUCCUCUGCUUCUGCUUCGGCCGCCGGUGCCCAGCAGUCCCUGUCUGAGCAGCUCCUCAACUCUUGGUCCGACAGCCAGCUCAAGCAAUUCUUCGACAAGAACGGCAUCAAGGUUCCCCAGGGCUCCAAGCGCAACGAGCUGAUCGCUCUCGCCCGCAAGCACAGCGCUAAGCUCUCCGGUGACAACGUUUCCGCCUCGGCCUCUUCGCUCUACGGCGAGGCUUCCAAGUCUGCUGGCUCCUCUGCUCACUCCGCCACCAACGUUGCUGGCAGCCAAUUCGCAUCUGCUACCGACUCCGUUUACGGAUCUGCUCAGUACUGGUUCGACUGGGCCAAGGCUCAGGUCGGCAUUGGUGGUGAGGAGGCCAAGGCUUCCCUCGCCUCCAUCUCGAGCGUCGCCUCUGCUUCUGCUUCUUCUCUUUCCAGUUACGCUUCCGCCUCCGGCUCUUCAGGCUAUUACGCUGCCACUGACGCUGCUGCUGCCUCCGCCUCGUCCGCUUCGAGCGUCGCUGGCGACUAUGCCAACAGCGCCUACGAUGCUGCUGCUGCCUCUGGCAAGUCCGCCACCGAUGCCGCUGGCAAGUCUGCUUCUUCCCUGUCUGGUGCUGCCGCCAAGUCCGCCUCUUCAGCAUCCAGCGCCGCCUCGGUUGCUGCCUCCAAGUCGUCUUCAUCGCUCUCGAGCGCUGCUGCCAAGUCCGCCUCGUCGGUCUCUGCUUCCGGACCCAAGUCUGCCAGCAGCGCUGCCAGCAGUGCCUCCAAGGGCGCCGCUGGUUACGCCCAGCAGGCUGCCGACGCCGUCAGCGAGAACGCCAGCUCGGCCAAGCACAGAGCCUCAGAGGCUGCUCAGCGCGCCACCGACCGUGUCAAGGAGGAGCUUUAA